UUGCCUUGGUUACGAACUCGCUCACCGUGUUGUAACCGUCUCUCGGGCCUGCUGGGGCAUCGGUGCUUCGCAUAGAGAAAGGGAGAGAGGGGCCCAAAUAAAGUGACGUAUUGCUCAGUCUUCUUGCUAUGUGAAGAAGCGUGUUAGAAUGGGGGAUAUUUUGGCUUACGAAGCAGAUAUUCUUGGACUAGUGAAAGAGUUCUUGAACUUUGGUGAGUUCCAGGAGACACUGGAGUGCUUUUCUAAGGAGUGCAAAUUAAAAGGGAAACCUCUGCCCAGAAGCUCCAGGUCUUCUUUGAGGGAUUCGAAAACCUUGUUAAUUCAGAAGGAUCUAAUCACUGCCUUUGAGGAUGGGGACAGGAAAGUCUUCUUUGACCAAUGGGAGGGGCAUAUCCCGGCUGAUAUGCGGAUCAAUGAUCCUCUUGCCCAGAAGCUGGAGUUUUAUCUGCACAUCCACUUUGCCAUAUUUCCAUUGAAGCACAGCGUAGGCCGGAUGGAUCGUGCUGACUGCGAGGACAGAAUAUCUCACUUCAAAACAUACCUCGAAACUAGUGGAGCUGCUCUGAGCCAGACCACAGAAUUUCUACCAUUUUAUGCCUUGCCUUUCGUGCCCAAUCCAGCUGCUCAUCCCUCUUUCAAGGAACUUUUUCAGGAAUCAUGGGAACCUGAACUGAAAAAAAGACUGGAAAAGUUCCUAUCUCUGUCUCUGAAAGCUGCUGCUACUCCCCGUCUCCUGGAAUUAUAUAGAGAUAGCACCCAAAACAGUCGCGAGUCACAUCAGCAUUUACAGCAGCAGCUGAUGGAGUCUGAGCGCAGGACCAUCACCUACAUGAAACGCUUCAACAAGAUGCAGGCCGACUACCACAAUCUCAUAGGCGUUACUGCUGAGCUUGUGGAUUCCCUCGAGGCUACGAUAAAUGGAAAGCUGAUCACGCCGGAGUACCUGCAGAAUGUCUGUGUGCGUCUGUUCAAUAGCCAGAUGAGGCAGAGCGCAACCAACAGCAUUGACUUCACCAGGCCAGGAACAGGAUGUUACUAUGUGAGCCCGUGUCUCGAGGAAGAUGCCUCUUCCAUGCUCAGAGCGUCUAUAGCACCCAUUAAACUGCAGGAGAUUCCUUUAUUACCUUCGUUGGAUUAUGAGAAGCUGAAGAAAGACCUGGUGUUUGGAAAUGAUCGUCUGAAAGCCUUUAUCCUUCAAGCCUUGCGUUGGCGCUUUACACGUUCCCAACCUGGAGAGCAAAGAGACACUGUUCUUCAGGCUUAUAUUAGCAAUGACCUACUGGCCUGUCAUAAUAAUGAGCAGAAAAACGUUCUGAAACUUCUCCAUUCUAGUAAUGAGGUCGUCAGGCAAUAUACAGCGCGUCUGAUCAAUGCAUUUGCAUCUUUGUCUGAAGGCCGGGUUUAUCUCUCCCAGAAUCCUCGCCUGCUUCAUACCCUUGAGGAAACCCUGAAGUCGGAAGAAAAGGAUUCAGUCUCAAGAGAGAAUGUUCUGGGUGCUCUACAAAAACUUAGCCUCAGGCGCUCUAUGCAGUCUGCCAUGAUCCAGGAUGGCCUCAUCUUCUGGCUGGUGCAGGAGUUAGAAGACACGGACCAACUUUCAGACUACACUGUGGAGUAUUCUGUAGCACUGCUCAUGAACCUCUGUCUUCGGAGUGCAGGAAAGAAAAUGUGUGCCAAAGCUGCAAGCCAUGUGCUAAGAGUUCUGUCUGACUUGCUUGGCCAUGAGAAUCAUGAGAUUCGCCCCUAUGUGAACGGAGCUCUGUACAGCAUCCUUUCUGUGCCCCCCAUACGUGAAGAAUCCAGAGCCAUGGGAAUGCAGGAAGUUCUGAGAUGUUUCUUUAAAGAAGGGAACGCAGAUAUGAAUCGCCAGCUUGAGUUCAUCAUACGGCAACUUAACUCAGAAGAGAAGCUUGAUGAAGUAGCAGAGUCUGACGAUGAAGAUGAGGCAGAGGAUGAUGAGGAGGACCAAGAUAUCCUGGAAGCUGAUCUAGACAAAGAUGAAGUUAUUCAGCCUCAGGCUGGGGAGCUGGCUGGAGAAAAGCUCUUGACUACAGAAUACCUGGGGAUUAUGACGCAUACACUAAAGGCAAAGAAGAGAAUGUUUCCUAACAUCUUGCAGAGCAUUGAUGAACCGUUACAGAGACCUGUAACUCCCGGCACUCAGCGCGCCGUGCAUACAAUGCCAGAGAACACUGUCCUAUCUUCACGCACCUCAAGCUGUGUGAGAAUCAGCAAAAUGUCUUCCUUUUCCAACUCAAGGCCACCCACUCGCAGUGGUAGUCGCUCUAGCACUGCGGAUUACUGUGUCUCAUCAGCGUCCAUGGAUUCAGAGUCGUCUCAGCUCUUUGCUCCAGCCAGUCGGUCAGACCAGCAUGGAGCGCUAUCUCCUCCUUCACCUCGUAUGCUGGACUUGGCCAUGGAGAAAACCAAUGGACACAGCAGCCGUAGCAGAACGUGGCAGCCUCUUAGUCCCGAAACGCAAACUACAAGCCCUCGCAAAGCCAAGACCCCAACCAUUGCUCCCCAGUUUUCUCAGUCUGGCCCACAGCAAACAAGCCGUCCCAGCUCUGCGGGAUCCUCCACCCGAAGCCGACAAAGCAGCCAGUCAUAUAGAAAAUGAGAACAAGUCCUCUUCUUGGAAUUGCCUGUCUUGGAAGCCUAUUGCAAUUAGAGCCGGUGUUUUCUAUGGACCAGUUAACUAAACCAAAGUCCCUGUCACCUUCAUUCUAAGCCCAGCCUAACAUGAUAUGUUAUU
Spea bombifrons (plains spadefoot toad) is the source of this 2755-nucleotide messenger RNA. It is a transcript of the gene ARMC9, whose product is annotated as armadillo repeat containing 9. Gene Ontology annotation, biological process: cilium assembly. Gene Ontology annotation, molecular function: protein binding. The transcript is spliced from 26 exons. The record is from RefSeq and is a predicted model, not a curated record. Gene Ontology annotation, cellular component: centriole; ciliary basal body; ciliary tip. Bases 149 to 2620 code for a protein of 823 amino acids. Lineage: Eukaryota; Metazoa; Chordata; Amphibia; Anura; Pelobatidae.